GGUCCAUCUGUCAAUCUUCUUGUCAAAUCGUUUGCUUCUCGUACUUGCUACACGGAUUGUAAAUUCACCGGCUUAUGUAAGAUGUACUACAUGUGUAUAAUGUGCUACAUGCAUGUACUUACAUGCUAUGCAGUUUGAUAAAACUAAACUCGCAUGGCCGAGUCGUUAUAGUUGCGAAAAAGUAUUACUUCCGGGCAUUCUGUCAACCGCAUCCUGUAUUGGUCCAGCGUGUGAGUAAUUUGCCCGGGAGGUCAGGCUGCCCAUAUGGACCAUCUUGACGCUGGUCUGAUUAAUUAUAAUUUAAUUAUAUUUUAUAAUUAAUGGAUCGCAUUAUGAUCUGAUGGCUGCUUAACGAAAACCGCUCACGGCCAAUUUUAUAUAAUCACACCGGGUAUAUAUCCACAACGCCAACCGAAACCCGGCAUUUUUCCAUCCGAUCACUACGGGUUUAUCGUCAAACCCGGCAUUUUUUGCUUAGUAUCACAUUCAGCAAAAAAUGCGGGCGGUGUUCGCGGUAUUGGUUGUAUUGGGAUGCCUGGCCACGGUAUUGUCGGCACCGGCGCCGGCCCGUCGACCCGCCGUAAAAUACGGUCGCAGUGACGGGAAAAAGGACGUCCUGGCGCCCAAAGUGAUGAUUGUCACCAUGUUCUCCCCGGAAACCAACGUCUGGUUGGCGUCCAAGUACAAGCUGACCGCCAUCAACGUCACCGUCCUGGGCUUCUCCUCGCGCUUCCCCGCCGUCGGCUGCAACGCCGCCGGCUCCGUCUGCGUGAUGACCACCGACGAGGGCGAGAUCAACGCCGCCAGUACCCUGUCAGCGUUGACCUUUUCCCCCUUCUUCAACCUGAAGAAGACGUACUUUUUCAUCACCGGCAUUGCCGGCAUCAACCCCAAGCUGGGCUCCAUUGGAUCGGUGACCUUUGCGCGAUACGCCAUCCAGGUGGAUCUCUUCCAUGAGUUCGACGCCCGCGAACUGCCGAAAGACUGGCCGAACGGGUUUGUGGCGCUGGGCGCCCGGUACCCGAAUGAGUACCCGGGGAAAUUCUAUGGAACGGAGGUGUAUGAGUUGAACGAGGCGUUGCUGGAUAAACUGUUCACCGUGGCGUCCAAGGCCAAGCUGCAGGAUAGCCCGACCGCCCGCGGGUACCGUGCCAACUACAAAACCCGCCCGGCCAUCCAGCCGCCCAUGUUUGUCAAAUGCGACACGGCGACGAGCGAUAUAUACUGGGGCGGGACCCCCUUGGCCGAGACCUUCGACAAUUUCACCCGCGUUGUCACAAACGGCACCGGCCGGUACUGCACCACCCAGCAGGAGGAUAACGGGACGCUGGGCGCCCUCCUGCGGGCGGCCAUGGCAGGGUUGGUGGAUUUCGGGCGAAUUAUCAUCAUGCGCACCGCGUCGGAUUUCGACCGGCCGCAACCGGGCGGCAAUUCCGUGGAUCUGUAUUUGCAUAAGCAUCAUUCCGGCGGAUACGAACUGUCCAUUGCCAAUCUGGUGAACGCCGGCGGUCCAGUGGUGGACGAGAUCACCAAGAACUGGGAUAAAGUGUACGCCAACGGGAUUAAAGCCAAGAAUUUCCUCGGGGAUGUGUGGAAUGACCUCAGCAGUGAGGUCAAGGCCACCUGGGGACCGUCCGCACCGGAAUCGAAGCUCCGGCGGAAACGGGCGCUCGCCGUAAAAUUCGCCAGAAAAUAAUAUGGUAGAAGGAUGUAUUUGCCGGUGAGAAAAGUCGUAAAAUUGUCGAUUAUUUUUGCAGUUAAUUAAUUCAUUGAGUUGUUCUGCCGCAUUCUGUGAGAACCGGUUCUGCAGAUUUUAUUACUUAUAAUUCCGAUAGAAUGCAUUGCCAGUGAUUGAUUAAUUUCACAAAUUUUGGCACAAUAAUUACGUCUUCGCCGAUUUACUAUGGCAUUUUUUUCUGUAUAAAAUUUAAAAUUUCUCCGGAAGGAUUCACAGUGUCAAAACCAAAUAAACCGUCGCAGUGGCACAAUCAAA
Paramacrobiotus metropolitanus is the source of this 1993-nucleotide messenger RNA. RefSeq lists its product as uncharacterized. The record is from RefSeq and is a predicted model, not a curated record. NCBI's taxonomy places the organism in Eukaryota, Metazoa, Tardigrada, Eutardigrada, Parachela, Macrobiotidae. Bases 497 to 1696 code for a protein of 399 amino acids. Gene Ontology annotation, cellular component: endoplasmic reticulum. Gene Ontology annotation, biological process: transmembrane transport. The transcript has a single exon.